Tigriopus californicus is the source of this 3107-nucleotide messenger RNA. RefSeq names its product lysine-specific histone demethylase 1A-like. The record is from RefSeq and is a predicted model, not a curated record. Gene Ontology annotation, biological process: regulation of DNA-templated transcription. Lineage: Eukaryota; Metazoa; Arthropoda; Copepoda; Harpacticoida; Harpacticidae. The coding region runs from base 72 to 2822 and encodes 916 amino acids. Gene Ontology annotation, molecular function: protein binding; oxidoreductase activity; flavin adenine dinucleotide binding. Gene Ontology annotation, cellular component: nucleus. The transcript has a single exon.
GUCAACAACAACAGCUCCCAUUGUUGUGGAAGAUUAGUCUCUCAUGAUCGGCUACAUAUAAUAUACGUACAAUGGCGGACGAAGGAAAAAAGAAAACCUCCGGCUCCGAGGAAUACGCCCAAUCCGAUGAAAAGGAAGAGACGGACAUCAGCCAAGAAAUGGAGGAAGAAGAAGAGGAGCCCGCCGGUUCGGACCCGGCGACAGCCAAAUCCGGCGAUGAGGAGGAGCAAGCGCUCAGCCAAGAAAUGGACGAGGAGGACCCCCCUUUGCCAAGGGAGCGCCAGAAAAAAAGAGCACGAUCCCACGAGACCGACCCCUCGCCGGAGGCGUCUCAGACGCCCGUCGCUCACCCGAAAUCCGCCGCCCACCCGGCAGUCCAGCAGGACGCGAGAUCCCAGAUGGACGUAGAAAUUCAGGAAAUUGACGACGAUGAAGUGCAAGAAGUGCCCAAAAAUGAGGACGAGCAACGCCGAAGUUCCAAUCGAAAGCGAGCCAAGGUCGAUUAUACGGACGAUGGGUUCAAAAAGGCCGCCGAAUCCUCAGCCAAGGCCUCCGAAGAGGAGGAGGAUAAUGAGGAGGAGGAGGACGACGACGACGACGAUGAUGAUGACGAUAUCCAAGAUGUCACGCCCACCCACCCUAAUACCGGCCAUCCCCCCAAGCCUGAAGUGGCUGGUUCCCACUCAACGCCGCCCAAAUCCACUUCGGAAGACCUGAUGGGAUUGCCCGUGGAGCCCACGGGCUUGGAAGGUGCGGCUUUUCAAAGUCGGGUCCCGUUCGACAAGAUGACCCAAGUGGAGGCGGCCUGUUUCCCCGACCUGGUCACACCCCUUCAGUCCCAGAAAAUGUUCCUGAACAUCCGCAAUCGGGUGCUUCAGAUGUGGUUGGUCAACCCUAAGAUGCAACUCACGGGGGCCGAGGCCCUACGACGCCUGGAACCGCCUUGGAACUCAGACGAGGCCAUGGUUUUGCGGGUGCACGCCUUCCUGGAUCGACACGGCUACAUCAACUUUGGGAUCUACAAGCGCGUCAAGAAUCUCGAGACCAAAAAGACGGGCAAAGUCAUCGUCAUUGGGGCGGGGAUCGCUGGUUUGGCCGCGGCGCAACAGCUCAAAUCCUUCGGCAUGGAUGUGGUAGUUUUGGAGGCGCGAGAUCGAGUGGGUGGGCGGAUUGGCACCUUUCGGAAAGGCCCGUAUAUCGCGGACUUGGGUGCCAUGGUGGUGACGGGACUGGGUGGGAAUCCCAUCACGGUCCUGUCCCGUCAAAUCAACAUGGAACUGACCAAGAUCUCGCAGAAGUGUCCGCUCUUUGAGUCCAAUGGGAACACGGUUCCCAGGGAUAAAGAUGACAUGGUGGAACGGGAGUUCAAUCGAUUAUUGGAGGCCACCUCCUAUCUGUCCCACACCCUGGAUUUUAAUUAUUGUAACGGCAAGCCCGUGUCCUUGGGCCAAGCCAUGGAGUGGGUGAUCAAAUUGCAGGACAAACACGUCAAAGAGAAGCAGAUCAAGCAUUGGCGCGAGUUCAUCGCCCUACAGGACAAGCUCAAGACCAACCAGAGCAAGAUCAUCAGUCUGUACGAGACCAUCGAGAAAGUGCAAAAGCAAUUCAAAGAGUUUGAGUUCAUGACGGAUCGCGAUGUCAGCCAAGAGUUCAGUUUCCGUUUGAAACGGCGCGAGUUGAACAACUCCCUGCAAAAGUUCGACACGCUCAAAGACGAGGAGGAGGUGCUCACCAAUAAGUUGCAGGAGAUGGAAGCUCAACCGCCCAGCGACGUGUAUCUCUCGUCUCGGGAUCGCCAAAUCAUCGAUUGGCACUUUGCUAAUCUCGAGUUCGCCAAUGCCACACCCCUCACCAAUCUGUCGCUGAAGCAUUGGGACCAAGACGACGGGUUUGCCUUCACGGGAAGUCAUCUUACCGUCCGGAACGGGUACUCGUGCGUGCCCGUGGCCCUCUCGGAAGGUCUGGACAUUAAGCUGAACACCGGGGUCCGUCAAAUUCGUUACAGCCAAUCCGGAGUAGAGGUGUCCACUUCCAAUGCUCGUAACCACACCAACCCCGUCACGUACAAGGCGGAUGCCGUACUCUGUACCCUUCCCUUGGGCGUACUCAAGCAGUCGAUUGCUCAGAAUUCCCAAGGACUGCCAAAUACGGUGGCUUUCAGCCCACCUUUGCCCGAUUGGAAGGUCGAGUCCAUCAAGCGUCUCGGGUAUGGGAACCUGAACAAAGUCGUCCUGUGUUUCGACCGCAUCUUCUGGGAUCAGAACGAGAACCUCUUUGGUCACGUGGGCUCCACCACGGCCAGUCGAGGGGAGCUGUUCCUCUUCUGGAACCUCUACAAGGCCCCCGUCCUCUUGGCGCUCGUGGCGGGUGAAGCGGCGGCCAUCAUGGAGAACGUCUCCGAUGACGUGAUCGUCGGGCGUUGCGUCGCCGUGCUUAAGGGCAUCUUCGGCAACACGGCCGUUCCGGUUCCAAAAGAAACCGUAGUGACUCGUUGGCGUGCUGACCCGUGGUCCCGCGGGUCCUACUCUUUCGUGUCCACAGGCUCGUCCGGGAACGACUACGACAUCUUGGCCACACCCGUCAUUCCGGGCAAUCCAGGCAAGCAGAACGACAUGAUCAAGAACCCACCCCGUGUGUUCUUUGCCGGCGAGCACACCAUCCGUAACUAUCCAGCCACGGUUCAUGGGGCCCUCUUGUCCGGACUGCGAGAGGCCGGCCGAAUUGCCGAUCAGUAUUUGGGCUGCCCUUAUGCCCCGCCCUCGGGAACGGGCGUGGUCACGGGCGACGUCUUUGGGAAAUCCGACGCGGCCAUAAGCUCAUAAAUGUAUCAGUGUACAAAAAGCAAAAUAUCAAAAACAAAUAAACGUUAUCUUUUCUGUCUAUUAUAACAUUGACCAAUUUCUUUAUAUCGGCUUACAUACUUGGGUUGCAUAAUGACAGACCCACAAAUAGAAUCGUCGCGAUUAUUAGCACGGACACUGACGAUUGAAGUGCCCCAACCCCAUUGCAAAAAUCCUCUUGGCAAUAGCAAUAACGAUCCGGAUAAUCGCCUCUCAAAUCUCGGCAUCCAUCAUAUGUAUCCCCCAUGUCGCAGUCCCUGGUUUCAU